Molecule: messenger RNA, 795 nt
Organism: Meloidogyne enterolobii
Lineage: Eukaryota; Metazoa; Nematoda; Chromadorea; Rhabditida; Meloidogynidae
Source: the annotation of a GenBank genome assembly
GCAAGUACUUCAAAAGAAAGGGAAUUAAGCCCGGAAAUUCAAGAACAGAGCGAUAGUGAAGAAUCUGUUAUAGUUAACACGUCCUCUGAUGAAGGAAAAUGUUAUUGUAAAAAAUACACCCUUGAAGAACUUAAAGAAAAAAUAGAUAUAAAAAAUAUUUCAUUAAUUUACAAAAAAGAUGAAAAAGAAGGGGAAGGCGGAUUUGGCAGAGUAAGUUUUCAUGGGGUGAGGGAUGGUUUAUCGGUCGGUCUCCUGUAUUCGAGAUUAAAAUAAAAAAAUUUUUCAUAAAGAUAAUUACCAAACUUAAAUUUAAAAUAUACAAACUUUUGGAAAAACUAUUUUAAUCUUUUAAAGGUUUAUCAUGCAUAUUGGCCUGAUAAUAAUAUUUGUGUGGCUUUAAAAGUAUCUAAUCUAAAGAUGGGGGGAACUAAACAAAAACAUAAAUUAAGUAGAAGAAUGAUAGAAAACGAAGUUAAAAUCCUCAAACAUUUUUCUAAACUUGAAAAAGAAGAAAGAAAAUAUAUUAUUUAUAUGUAUGAAAGUCAAGAAAAAAUAAUUGAUGGAGAACCAAAAAUGUUUUUUAUUUUAGAACUUGGUGGAGAAAGUUUAAUAGAUUAUUUUAAUAGAAAGAUGAAAAAUGCUAUGGAAACACAUACUUCGCAGGAAACAAGAAUUAUUGCAUAUAAUCUUAUAACUAAAAUUAGUAUGUGCGCUGCUAAAGCAUUGCAACAUUUCCAUAAAUGUAAGUGUAAUGAUGAUUCCCAGCAGUAUUUAGAACGCUUAGGCUGGGGUUAA